This is a messenger RNA of Eublepharis macularius, 3195 nucleotides long. It is a transcript of the gene TEAD2, whose product is annotated as TEA domain transcription factor 2. Gene Ontology annotation, cellular component: transcription regulator complex. Gene Ontology annotation, molecular function: RNA polymerase II cis-regulatory region sequence-specific DNA binding; DNA-binding transcription factor activity, RNA polymerase II-specific. Bases 353 to 1603 code for a protein of 416 amino acids. The transcript has 12 exons. Gene Ontology annotation, biological process: hippo signaling; embryonic organ development; regulation of transcription by RNA polymerase II. The record is from RefSeq and is a predicted model, not a curated record. NCBI's taxonomy places the organism in Eukaryota, Metazoa, Chordata, Lepidosauria, Squamata, Eublepharidae.
AAAGAUUCCUGAGAAAAACUGUCACCUUUCCAAAAUACCACGCAGGCCUGUUGCUGCUUGGCUCGCAGCAGCGCGUUCCAAAUCUCCAGCCCUUCCCUUUCCGACCCCAAGGAGCGCGCAGGAUCUCCUUGGAAAAGCCCAAAAUUAACCCUGAAGGUGGGGGGAGAAACUUUGAUUCUUUUUCCUUUUUUCCCCUCUGUUUCCCCUCCCCACCCCCACCCUUUUUUUUAAAAAAAGAAAGCAAAGUUCAAAGAAAGUUUCUCCUCCAUUCAUACAAUCCAAACUAAUCGCCCGGGUAGAUAUCAACCCUAACACCAUAGAGCUCAGUGCAAGGGCCAGCCCCUCCCAGGAGAUGGGAGAUGCUGGGGAGAAGGCUCUGGACAAUGAUGCCGAAGGGGUCUGGAGCCCUGACAUUGAGCAGAGUUUCCAAGAAGCACUAGCUAUCUACCCACCUUGCGGGAGACGCAAGAUCAUUCUUUCGGAUGAGGGGAAGAUGUACGGUCGCAAUGAACUCAUUGCCCGCUACAUCAAACUGAGGACAGGGAAAACACGGACGAGGAAACAGGUCUCCAGCCACAUCCAAGUAUUGGCACGGCGGAAAACCCGUGAGAUUCAGGCCAAGCUUAAGGACCAGGUUGCAAAGGACAAAGCCCUUCAGACGAUGGCAGCCAUGUCUUCUGCUCAGCUCGUAUCUGCCACAGUCCUCCAGGAAAAACUUGGUCUGUCAGAACCCCGCUAUCCACCCACCACCACAUCAACAGAGUUCUUCCAGUUCUGGACGGGGGAUGCAAACCAGUCUCGAACUACUCCAGAUGUGAAGCCCAUUCUCCAGGCGCCGUACACCAUUCCACCGAUCACAGCGCCCCCUGCUGCGCCAGGUUAUCACACACCCACAGGGAGACUCUCCCGUCUCCCCAGUACAAGUUCUUGGCAGGGAAGCCACAUUGGUACAGAGACACUUCGAUUGGUGGAAUUCACAGCCUUUGUGGAGCGGCAGGGUGAACAGGAUCCGCAGCAGCACCGUUUUGUGCACAUCGACCCAGCCCCUACCACUGACCCACCCCUGGAGAUGGUGGAUGUACGGCAGAUCUAUGACAAGUUCCCUGAGCGAGGAGGUGGGCUGCGAGACUUGUACGACCAAGGGCCUCCCCAUGCCUUCUUCUUGGUCAAGUUCUGGGCUGAUCUGAGCUUUCCCCUCCCCGAAGAAGAACCUGGGGGCACAGGAGGGGCCUUCUAUGGGGUGAGCAGUCGAUACGAGGGCCCACGGGCUCUGACUCUGAGUUGCACUUCCAAGGUCUGCUCCUUUGGCAAACAAGUGGUGGAAAAACUGGAGACAGCCGAGCCACCCCACUGGGAAGAUGGACGCUUUGUUUUUAGCCUGCCGCGCUCUCCACUCUGCGAGUACCUCAUUAAUUUUAUCCGCAAACUGCGAACACUGCCAGAAAAACCGAUGAUGGAUAGUGUGCUUGAAAACUUCACCAUCCUGCAGGUUUUGCGGGAUCAAGAAACUCAGGAGUUGCUGUUGUGUGUGGCCUUUGUGUUUGAAGUCUCUGCCAGCGAGCGGGGGGCACAGCACCACAUCUAUCGACUGGGCCGGGACUGAUGGACAGUUUUACCUCAGUGUUGCUAUAACCUGAAAUGGGCCAGCCUCCUCUUUAUACACCUGCUAGGCCGAUAGCCUGUCUGAACUGCUGAGCCUUCUGGGAGGGCCUGUUUCUAUCCCAUGGCGACCCAUGGGUACCUGCAGCAACUGAUCCAGUCAACAGACAUCCCUCUCUCUCUGGCAGUAACAGGGCUGUAGGCCCUACCUUCAGCGGUCACUACUGUUCAGUGGAUACACUCUUGACCAUGGGGACAGCUUUGUACUCUGGAAAUCUUGGGCUUGCCUAUGAAGGGGGUAUGCUUUUGGUUAAUCCCUGGCAUGCAGGAUAGAACAGCAGAUAACCUACAUGUACCUCCCCCUCCCCUUCUGCUUUACACUCCAUGAAAAGACACAGGAUUUUGUAAUACUGUUUUAUUAAAUGGGCAGAGAUUGAGGCCUUCCACUAGUUCUCACAAACAACAGAGAAGUAAAACUUUCUGGGCUGUACCACAUCAGGUUGCAGGUGUGGAGGGUUCUCUCUUUUUUAAAGAAUGAAAAUAAGUAAACAGUCAUUACUGUUUUUGCACUUCUGCUGUAAGAAAACAGACUCUCACUCUACCCUUACAGUGAAACAUAAGGAAUUUUUACUUGGAUAAUAAAUACGCCACUUGACACUAUCAGCUUUUGUCUAUUUUCAUUCUUCUGUGAUCGGUGCAAAUCUCCUGUUUCCUUCUUUCUACUUUAAAAAAAAAUCCUGCAGAGAGAACUUAAAAACACAGAGCUGGAAGGGAUCCCAAGGUUGAUCAAGUCCAACCUCCUGCUCCAUGCAGGAAGUUCACAGCUCUGUCCCCUGUUCAUCUCCCCCAGUGACCCCGGCAAAAAAACUUCCAGGAUCCUUGGCCAAUCUGACCUGGAGGAAAAGUCUUUCCUGACACUAAAGUAGCGAUCAAGGGCCACGAGAGCCGAGCACCAGCUCAUCCCUUCAUGCCCUGCCUCUCCUGAUCUCGAUCUGUGUACUUCUUGUCUUUUCUCAGUCUCCUAAUCAGUUUUAGGUCUGCUUGUUUUCUCUGUAUAAAGAACUUUAUGCCAGCACUAGAUCCCUCCACAUGUAGUGUGAAGUGGUACAGCCCAGCUGCAUGCCCCAUCCUCACUGCCUGUGAAGACCUUUCCGAACUAUAUUGCCUCACAGGAGACUCUGGCCUGAUUGAAACAUGACACUGAUGGGGUAAAAGUGUUUAGCCGUGGGACUGUCCACUCCCCCUGCCCCUCACUGAAAGUAAGCUGCUAACUGGGCAAUGCAGCGAAUGCAUCUGUAAUUCAAGUAUCAGCACAACACCCACCCAUGCUCUCGUUGAUGUGCUACCCGUGCAGGUCUCACAGGUAAGUCCUUUUGCCUCGGCAGUCUCAUGAUUUAAAGCAGGCCGAAAAGGGGGCAAGGGAUCACCCAAAGCUCAAGGCAGAAGGUACAGGUUGUUUUUAAAAUGGAAUAUGUACAAGAUCAGCCAGCAUUCAUGUCCUCUUCGAACUCUCAAAACUCACAAAGCUGCUCCUGUCUUCCAUCAUAGUGGCAAAGAAAAAAAUGUGAUCUUGCAUAAAGUUUUAUUUUGACAUAA